AAUCUUGCCCGUAAUGAAAGGUUGUUAUAGCGACGUAAGAGGAGUUACGUUGGCAAGCCUGGAGGUGAUGUAAACAAAACAUGGCUGAGGAAGAGGAGGCGAAAAUCUUCCGCAAUGCCGGUGGUCCGCAUGGCCUGGGUGACCCCGAGGACCGGUCACUACGGAAGGUGGAGAGAGAAGUGUGCAUUCCCAAGAAGAUGAGAGACAUUGCCAGACAGGAGAAGUGUACUGCUGAAGUGGAGGACUUCACCCAGUGUUGCAAGGCGUCGGGGUUGGCAAUGGUGAUGCUGUGCAGCCAACAGAACAGCACACUCAAAGCUUGUCUCACUAAAUGGUACCAAGAUGAAGAAUUUAAGAAGAGAUGUACGGAAGAGUUUUUGGCGGAGAGAAGAGAAUUUAGAAGAACAGGACUGACUAAGAAGGCAAGACUAGCACUGGAGGAAGAGGCAAAAGGCUGAUGGACACACACACGCAAACACCCUGCCUCCUUGUAAUAUUGCCCCUGUCAUUCUGCCACGCUACACAGCCAAGCCCUGUCUCACUUUGCCUCACUCACUCUGUUUUGCUGUUAUCUAUCUAUCAGUCUGUGUGUGUGUGUGUGUUUGAGGGUGUUAGUUCCACACAAGGCAGCCCAAACACACACACACACAGUCCCCUGACACCACAGCAAGGCCCCACAGCACACACUGGCCCACCACAUCUGUCCCCUUCACAAUGAGACCACCCUGUACCCUGAUACCACAGCAAGGACACACAGCAAGGCCACACAGUAAAACACCUCAAAUAAACUUCUAUAAACAAAAGAUGAGUUAGUGAUAAUAAUAAUGAUAGAAAUACAAGAAUAGAUAAGGAUUUGUAUAUAUGUAAGCCUGUGUAUGUGUGUAUAGGCAGGUUUGAGAGGCUGUGUAGGUAUGCAGAGUUGACUUAGAGAAUUAUUAAUGAAGUUUGUGUAUAUUUUAUUUUUUGUGUGUGUAUUUAGAAUGUAUGUUGAAUGUUGUAAAGGGUUUGGAAGUGUG
Portunus trituberculatus (swimming crab) is the source of this 1016-nucleotide messenger RNA. Its product is annotated as COX assembly mitochondrial protein homolog. The coding region runs from base 81 to 458 and encodes 125 amino acids. The transcript is spliced from 4 exons. NCBI's taxonomy places the organism in Eukaryota, Metazoa, Arthropoda, Malacostraca, Decapoda, Portunidae. The record is from RefSeq and is a predicted model, not a curated record. Gene Ontology annotation, cellular component: mitochondrion.